Messenger RNA from Solanum tuberosum (potato), 3962 nucleotides. Its product is annotated as ubiquitin carboxyl-terminal hydrolase 12-like. Gene Ontology annotation, cellular component: nucleus; cytosol. The transcript is spliced from 32 exons. The record is from RefSeq and is a predicted model, not a curated record. The coding region runs from base 127 to 3483 and encodes 1118 amino acids. Gene Ontology annotation, biological process: protein deubiquitination; regulation of protein stability. Gene Ontology annotation, molecular function: protein binding; cysteine-type deubiquitinase activity. NCBI's taxonomy places the organism in Eukaryota, Viridiplantae, Streptophyta, Magnoliopsida, Solanales, Solanaceae.
UUCUUUUGUUCGUCGCCUUGCCCAAGGACUCGAACUGAAGAGAAAGUCCUUGGAUCGAUUCGAUCGUUUCUACGUUGCAUUCUUCAUCGCCGAUUUGUUGAGUUUCCGGUCUACCGUUUUCCGGCAAUGACUCUCAUGACUCCUCCUCCAGUUGAACAGCCUGAAGACGAGGAGAUGCUUGUUCCUAAUUCGGAUUUUCCUGUGGAAGGUCCGCAGCCUAUGGAAGUUGCGACUGCGGAUACAGCUAGUACAGUGGAGGGUCCACAAGUGGAUGAUCCGCCAUCUGGUAGGUUUGCGUGGACGAUAGAGAACUUUUCGAGGUUGAAUGUGAAGAAGCUAUACUCGGAAGUUUUCAAUGUGGGAGGAUAUAAAUGGAGGAUAUUGAUAUUCCCUAAAGGGAACAAUGCGGACCAAUUGUCAUUGUAUUUGGAUGUUGCCGAUUCACCGUCAUUGCCUUAUGGAUGGAGUAGAUAUGCUCAUUUUAGCUUAGGUGUGCUCAACCAAGCUCAUACCAAGUUUACAGUGAGAAAAGAUACUCAGCACCAGUUUAAUGCAAGAGAGAGUGACUGGGGUUUCACAUCCUUCAUGCCUCUUAGUGAAUUAUAUGAUCCUAGCAGAGGUUUUAUUAUGGAUGAUACAGUCGUAGUUGAAGCUGAUGUUUCUGUUCGUAAGGUUGCUGAUUACUGGUCCCAUGACUCUAAGAAGGAGACUGGUUGUGUUGGCCUUAAGAAUCAGGGAGCCACUUGUUAUAUGAACUCUCUCCUCCAAACAUUGUAUCAUAUUUCUUACUUUAGAAAGGCUGUGUAUCAUAUGCCAACAACUGAGAAUGACAAUCCAUCUGGGAGCAUCCCUUUGGCUUUGCAGAGUCUGUUCUAUAAGCUACAGUACAGUGACACUAGUGUAGCAACAAAAGAGUUGACGAAGUCCUUUGGAUGGGACUCAAAUGAUUCUUUCAUGCAGCAUGAUGUACAAGAACUUAACAGGGUUCUUUGUGAAAAACUUGAAGAUAAAAUGAAGGGAACCGUUGUAGAGGGAACAAUACAACAACUGUUCGAGGGGCAUCAUAUGAAUUAUAUUGAAUGUAUCAAUGUGGAUUACAGAUCAACAAGAAAAGAAUCUUUUUAUGACUUGCAGCUUGACGUCAAAGGGUGUCGUGAUGUCUAUGCUUCUUUUGACAAGUAUGUUGAAGUAGAACGCCUUGAGGGUGACAAUAAAUACCAUGCAGAAAAAUAUGGUUUACAGGAUGCUCGGAAAGGUGUCCUUUUUGUUGACUUCCCCCCUGUUCUUCAGCUUCAGUUAAAACGUUUUGAAUAUGAUUUUGCACGGGAUACUAUGGUCAAGAUAAAUGACAGAUAUGAGUUUCCUUUACAACUCGACCUUGAUAGAGAGAAUGGAAAAUAUUUAUCUCCAGAUGCCGAUCGAAGCGUUCGGAAUCUCUAUACUCUUCAUAGUGUUUUGGUUCACAGUGGCGGGGUCCAUGGGGGACACUAUUAUGCUUAUAUCAGACCAACACUCUCUGAUCAAUGGUUUAAAUUUGAUGAUGAGCGUGUGACAAAAGAAGAUCCAAAGAGGGCUCUGGAAGAGCAGUAUGGUGGUGAGGAGGAGUUGCCUCAUGCAAACCCUGCGUUCAACAAUUCACCAUUCAAAUUCACAAAAUAUUCAAAUGCAUAUAUGCUUGUUUAUAUUCGUGAAAGUGACAAAGAAAAGAUUAUCUGCAAUGUGGACGAAAAGGACAUUGCGGAGCAUCUCAGGGUAAGGCUAAAGAAAGAGCAAGAUGAAAAGGAGCAAAAGAGAAAGGAAAAAGCAGAGGCUCACCUUUAUACUAUCAUCAAGGUUGCUCGUGAUGAGGACCUUGGUGAACAAAUUGGGAAGGAGAUUUAUUUUGAUCUUUUGGAUCAUGACAAAGUCCGUAGUUUCCGUAUCCAAAAACAGAUGGUAUUUACGCAAUUCAAGGAGGAGGUUGCUAAGGUAUUGGGUAUACCCGUGCAAUUUCAGCGGUAUUGGCUAUGGGCAAAACGACAAAAUCACACAUAUCGGCCUAAUCGGCCAUUGACACCUCAAGAGGAAGUUCAGUCGGUUGGACAAUUGAGAGAGGUCUCUAAUAAAACAACUAACGCGGAGCUAAAACUUUAUUUGGAAGUUGAAAUUGGCCUGGAUUUGCAACCUUGUCCUCCACCUGAGAAGACCAAAGAAGAUAUUCUUCUAUUUUUCAAACUGUAUGACCCUCUAAAAGAGGAGAUAAGGUAUGUUGGGCGGCUCUUUGUAAAAGGCAGUGGUAAGCCACUGGACAUAAUGACCAAGCUAAAUGAGUUGGCUGGAAUUUCACCUGAUGAAGAGAUUGAACUCUUUGAGGAAAUAAAAUUUGAACCCAAUGUGAUGUGUGAACCUAUUGAUUGCAAUCUAACAUUUUGUAGCAGUCAGCUUGAAGAUGGGGACAUUAUUUGCUUUCAGAAACCCGUUCGAAGUCAAACUAGUGAACAAUAUCGAUUUCCUGAUGUUCCUUCAUUUUUAGAGUAUGUGCACAAUCGCCAGGUUGUUCACUUCCGCUCAUUGGACAAACCCAAGGAGGAGGAUUUUAGUCUUGAGUUGUCAAAGCUGAACAACUAUGAUGAAGUAGUAGAGAGUUUGGCUCGCCAUCUCCGCUUGGAUGACCCAUCAAAAAUAAGGCUUACAUCACAUAACUGCUACUCACAGCAGCCAAAACCUCAGCCAAUAAAGUAUCGAGGAGUGGACCGUCUUACAGAAAUGCUGGUUCACUAUAAUCAGACUUCAGACAUUUUGUAUUAUGAAGUCCUCGAUAUUCCAUUACCAGAGCUACAGUGCUUAAAAACUCUCAAAGUCGCCUUUUAUAAUGCUGCAAAAUAUGAAGUGACAAUCCAUACUAUUAGAUUGCCAAAACAAAGUACUGUAGAUGAUGUCCUUAAUCAUCUUAAGACAAAGGUUGAGUUGUCACGUCCAGAUGCUGAACUGAGGUUGCUGGAAGUUUUCUAUCACAAGAUAUAUAAGAUUUUUCCACCUACUGAAAGGAUUGAGAACAUAAAUGAUCAGUACUGGACCUUGCGUGCAGAAGAGAUCCCUGAAGAGGAGAAAAACCUGGGUCCUCUUGAUCGCUUGAUUCAUGUUUACCAUUUUACAAAGGACACAACUCAAAAUCAAGCACAGCAUGUACAAAACUUUGGCGAGCCAUUUUUUCUGGUUAUUCAUGAGGGUGAGACACUGGCUGAAGUUAAAGCGCGCAUUCAGAGAAAAUUGCAGGUUCCAGAUGAGGAGUUUUCAAAGUGGAUGUUUGCGUUUGUGUCCAUGGGCCGUCCUGACUACCUCCGGGAUUCAGAUAUUGUAUCCAUUCGUUUUCAGAGGAGAGAUGUUUAUGGUGCUUGGGAGCAGUAUCUGGGAUUAGAGCAUGCUGACAAUGGUCCUAAAAGGUCAUAUGCUUCCAACCAGAAUCGACCCGCUUUUGACAAGCCUGUUCGGAUCUACAACUAGUCUUCUAAAUGACUGAUCAAUACCUUUGAUGGAGCAUGUAAAAUCCCGCGAAGAAGCAGCACUAGGAUCAUCAGAAGAUGGCAGCUAACAGUUAAUGCAGUGAUGUCUCGGUGGUAAUUUAACUUUUGUCCUCCAAACGUGGGCAAGCAACACCAUAUUUUAUUUAAGCAGUUUUAGGUGGCUGAAAACGUUGAUUCCAUUGUAAUUUUAGGCAACGCACAUGAUUUUGGGUGGACGUAUAUAGAGGGUAUAGAUGUUUAUUUUGACAUUUCCUGUUCCUCACUUUUGGCAUUCUCAGUUCUCUCAUAAUUAUAUUGUCUGGAAAACUAAUGAUGUAGAAGAACAGAAGGCUGGGAUUUCCCAUAGUGACAUUGUUGUAGAACAGUUGAAAGGGAUAUAUCACAGUUUUUUAGUGUCUUUGUUUGCAAAAUGUCCCGACUCGUAAUAAUUGAAUUUAUCUUUUUCUAUUUAAAUUUGAA